Talaromyces marneffei is the source of this 2610-nucleotide messenger RNA. RefSeq lists its product as uncharacterized. Gene Ontology annotation, molecular function: DNA binding. Lineage: Eukaryota; Fungi; Ascomycota; Eurotiomycetes; Eurotiales; Trichocomaceae. Gene Ontology annotation, biological process: regulation of DNA-templated transcription. The record is from RefSeq and is a predicted model, not a curated record. Bases 1 to 2610 code for a protein of 869 amino acids. The transcript has 3 exons.
AUGAACCCUUCUCUUUUAGUGUUGGAGGUGGAUGGAGCUUCCCGCAGCCAAACAGCUCCUCCCCCAGCUCACUUGGAGACUGAGGUAUCAACACAAAUUUAUUCUGCGUGGGCACCAGUCGAAGUUUCCUCCUCAACUCUCGAGAGGACUCAAUCGUCUGUCGAAGCAAACCCCUCAGCGGUUGGGGAGUCUGCUACAACAAACUCUCAAAAUCUCCCUCACGCCAACAGUUCUCGCGACAGACUGCUUCGAAAGAAGGCGAGAGUCCAAGAAUUGCUCGACCAAUUACGUCCUGGACGUUCAGCAGACGGUUUUUUCGCGUUUUACGAACAACCAGCAGGCGCUAUGGCGUCUACGCGAUCCACUCUACGUGAAGGCCUUCGCCAGGCGCCCAAGGUUAAUCAGCCUUUCAUUCCAGACACGGCUCCAGUGCGCCAGACACGUUCAGCCACCCAGCCAGCCUCAAAUCAAGAGACCUCGUCAUCGCACACACCAAGCUUUCAGGCUGUGGGUGUAGAAGGAUCCACCUCCAAUAUCGCCGAGGACGAGGCUUUUCACAUCAUGCACGUCGAUAGUGUCGACGGUGAAGAAACUAAACCAGUGCUUGUCUCGACCAGAGAUGUUCUCACACCUGGCAACAGGCCUGAACAAUUUAGAAGACGAGGAAAAGAGGUCAAACAGAUCGACUUUUACAACCAGUAUUAUCCACUGCAGCACCUAGAAGUUAACAGAGGUUUCCACAUUUACCGACACGUUCUUAUGAGUUUACAAUGUCCUGAUCCUGAGCAAGUGGAUUUUGCAUUGUUCCAUCUUGUCCAGAUGUCCAACACACGUGGUGACAAAUUUAGAUUCGAAGGUUUCCCCAUGUUGAUGGAGACCUUGAUGGAAAUAGCUAUGGGCGUUACCGAGCUUUUGACUGGUGUAUGGUGGGAAUACGAGCGAGACCCGUAUCAAUGGCCUUUGAAGAAGGAUCGUCCCAACGUUCUGAACACUCUUUGGGGAACCGAUGAUAUCCUCACACGCAUUAAGAAGCUUCGCAUCACUUUGUCAGAUGAUUCGCUUGAAGAUGAAUAUUUCAGCAGUCGCCUUCGCCGAAUCAAAGAAGCCACUUUGGUCUUGCGCAACAUGUGUCUUCUCCCCGAGAAUGCCUACCACAUUGCAACCCAGGCCAAGGGACUUUUGAGAGAUUUCCUCUGCGUCAUGAUGAACGUUCCAAAGCAGCCUCGCUUCAACGAGUUGAGAAAUGAUGCGCUCGAUAUCGCUGAAGAGGUGACUAAGUACAUGCCAACCGCAUCGUACGAUCCAGUAUGCGUUUCUCUUUAUCGUUGUAUUGGCUCGAAAGACCGUGCUCAUAUCACUCGCGCACUCUGGGCGAUCACUCAUUUCUCCUCCGAACUUGUCGAGACCAAGAAUCUGGCUAUGGUAAACGUACCACAUCACCACGUCGCCAACCUUGCCACAUAUCUCCUGAUGGAGGCGGAUCCGGAUAUGCUCAAUGGUGUUAUGGACUAUUUCUACCAGUACACGCUUGAUCGUGUCAAUGCCCAGUACUUGCCCAGAGUGGUGAAUAUGACGGUUAACUUAAUUCCGAGAUUGGUCAACCUUCUUUCUUAUGAAGCCGUUGAAGUAGUAGAAGAAGUGGAGGUGCUGCCAGAGAAGAUCGCUCCUGCUCCUACCGCAAUUCCAAAGGUGCCACCAGAGCUCUCCAGGCAGUUGAUGGCUUUAGCCGAACCGGAACGCAGCUCUCAAUGGCUUCGCUGCUGUUUUGUUGAAGACUCUGACUGCGAGAUUACUCAGAUUGCCCUGUGGCAGGCAUACCAAAUUCGAUUUGGAUCCACCCCUAAUGCAUUGGCUGCUGCUGAAUUCAUCAAAAACGUUAGCGCAACAUUCACAAAUGCUCAAGCCCAAGUUGUCCCAGCCGCAGGGCCGAAUGGACAAACUUCCACCAGGUUUAUCAUCAAAGGUAUUCGUCCUUUGGAAACUGCUUUGGCAUUUGACGGAUGGCCCUAUCUCUAUUGCGAGUGGGCAGUUGGUGAUCAGCCUGGGCAUCUCUGUGAUCGCGCGUUCACUGAUCCGCAGGAACUUCGCAAACACGUUUUCGUGGAGCACACUGGUCUUGAACCCUUGGAGCACCCUAAUCAAUACAACUGGGAAAAAGCUAUGCAGUCACCAAAAGCGUGUCGCUGGGACGGCUGCACUAGAUACAAGACUCCCAGUACUGAAGCCGCGAAGGUUAUAAACCAUGUCAGCAGCCAUUUAUCUCAGCAGCGUAAACCUGAUGCCCAACCACCUAUCCUCGAACGGAAAAUCCUCCAGCAGCGCCAGGUUCGUCGUCGAACCUUCCGUAACACUCCUGUCAACGCUGACGGAGAACCCGUUGGAGUCGCAUACAAGGCAGCAUUGAUUUUACGUAACUUGCUUGAGCAUUUACCGGACACCGUCUUUGUAAAAGACGGCAACCAUGCGGAGAUUUCAACCGUGGACAAAAAAGAGCUCUUCCUUGCCCGUCGCUCGACUAUUAUCGCCAAAUAUUGUGAGAAUCGCAAUCUACGCGUACCAUUGACAGAUGUUCUCUCCCUGAUUGGGAAACUCGGUGAUCGACACGAUUAA